Molecule: messenger RNA, 2085 nt
Organism: Ustilaginoidea virens
Lineage: Eukaryota; Fungi; Ascomycota; Sordariomycetes; Hypocreales; Clavicipitaceae
Exons: 2
Coding region: 1-2085 (694 amino acids)
Source: RefSeq, a predicted model, not a curated record
AUGGCUGACGUGGCCGACGGGUGGCUUGGUCCUCAGCCCGCGCACAGCACCGCCAGGAGUCGCGACGAUGCCUCGUCGGCAGACUACUCGCCCAGGGCCGGAAGCCCCGGCAGCCGGAGCGCCAGGGAGCCGAGCCCCUUCUCGGCGGCCCUCUGCCCUCGGCCGGAUGCUGCUCAGAGGUCGCCGAGGAAGCUGAUUCUAUGCUUUGACGGCACGGGCAACAAGUUCCACGGAGACGAUAGCGAUAGCAACAUCCUCAAGAUAUUCCGCAUGCUUGAUCGGUCUGCUGACGACCAGUACCACUAUUAUCAACCUGGCAUCGGAACCUAUGUCAUUUCCGGCUCGCUCUCUCAUACCGGCCUGCGGGCGCGCUUCAAAUCAUGGUGCGAGAAAGCCAAGGACUCGGCCAUUGGCUCCUCCUUUGACCAGCACGUCGUCGGGGGCUAUCGGUUCCUCAUGCGGUUCUACCAGUCCGGCGAUGAGAUUUACAUGUUUGGCUUCAGCCGCGGCGCCUACAUUGCGCGCUUCCUCGCCGAGAUGCUCGACUACGUCGGCCUGCUGUGCCACGGGAACGAGGAAAUGGUCAAGUUUGCCUGGAAGGCAUUUGCGCAAUGGCAGAGCCGCAAGCCCGCUUCCAACGACGGCAACGACGGCAACGACAACGAAAACGACAACGACAACGACAACGACGAGCAGCGAGACCCUGCCAAGGUUGAAAAAACGCGCAAAAUGUACAACUACAUGAAGGGGUUUCGCGAGACCUUUUCGCGCCCCGUCGGGAGGAUUCGGUUCCUGGGCUUGUUUGAUACCGUCAAUUCUGUGCCGCGGUUCGAGACCGCUUGGAUGCAGCGGAGCAAAUUCCCCUACACUGCUCGCACCAGCGCCAGGACGAUUCGGCAUGCCGUCAGCAUUGACGAACGCCGGGCCAAGUUCCGCCAGGACUUGAUGUACCAGAAGCCCCCGAAGCAUCAGCACCGUGCUCACAUACUCCCUCGUCACCACGUGGGAGAAAUGAUUAACCGGGUACGACGAAGCAUGGAGCAUCCGCGCCCAUCCGAGGCACCGGACCCGGCGCCUGCGCCACAGCAGAAACACUCGAGCAAUCUGCUAUCCCCCGGAGACAAGGUCGCCCGAGGUCGCCGCGGCGCCGUGUCUCACCGGGAGGGAUACGCGCCCUACCGACCUCGAUCCAAGUCGCGGCAGCCAAGGGCGAGAGGAGCGCUCGCGGACGCGGACAACAUGUCAUGCUCCGACGCCUCACAGUGGGAACAGGAGAUGAAUGACUGGAAGGACGAGGGCCAGGACAUUGACGAGGUGUGGUUUGCCGGCGGGCAUGGAGACGUUGGCGGCGGAUGGGAAGCCCUCGACGAGCGCAAGAGCGCGAGCCACGUGCCCUUGGCCUGGAUAGUGCGGGAAGCCAUCAGGGCCGGGCUUUCCUUCGAUCUGGACAGGGUCACAGAAAUGGGCUGUCAAGACGUAUUCGACGGCCAGGUCAGACCGUCUGCGCGAGCGAGGCCGGACCGAGCCAGCAGACCAGCCAUCCAAGUGCAGGACGAGGCUGGAAACGUUGAAAGCGGCCGGCGAGACGGACAGCCAAGUCCAGAAACCGAAGACGAGGUGCUUAUCAGUGCCGAUUUCGCUCCUGCUGCGGAUGAAGCGCCUUCCCCGUUCCACGAAAUGAUGCACAAGGCGCACACAUCUCUUAUCCACGACUCUCUCGAGUACGGCGGCGGUCUAGGGCUCCUGGCUGUGACGGCGUGGAAGUUGAUGGAAUACCUCCCCUUUCGGCGAAUGGACCUGCAGCCCGACGGGACGUGGAAGCCGAUCCGAUGGCCCUUGCCGUGUGGAGAGGUGCGAGACAUUCCGGACAACGUGCGGGUCCAUGGCAGCGUGAUUCGAAGGCUAAAAGAGGAUCAGAAGUACAGACCGGGUAAUCUGAUCAUUGGAGGCGGUGGACGGGGUGUGAGGAGGGCAGGACCAACUUAUGGCAUUGGUGAAUGGCGCUGUGUUGCAGAGCCCGGAGAUGCCAUCGGAGAGAUUUGGGUAAGAAAGACGAGGUCAUCGAAUGGAGAUGGGGGGAACUGA